CUAGACAUAUCAUAAUGUUCUCAAACAUCUUGGUUUCUUGAAUUCUUCGAACUUUUUUUUGUUUGUUUUGGCUUUUCUUUGAAGCUUUUCUCUUCUUGUAUAUGGCUGAUUCAGCAUAUGAUGAAGAGUGUGAUUACCUGUUUAAGGCUGUGCUGAUUGGUGAUUCUGCAGUUGGGAAAUCAAAUCUGCUCUCAAGGUUUGCCGCAGAUGAAUUUCGAUUGGAUUCCAAGCCAACUAUAGGGGUUGAAUUUGCUUACCGGAAUGUUAAGAUUGGUGACAAAAUCAUCAAGGCUCAAAUAUGGGACACUGCCGGCCAAGAAAGGUUUAGAGCAAUUACAAGUUCAUACUAUCGGGGAGCGCUGGGGGCAUUGUUGGUUUAUGACAUAACCCGGAGAACAACAUUUGCAAAUGUGAAGAAAUGGAUGCAUGAGCUCAGAGAAUAUGGUAAUUCCGAUAUGGUAGUUGUUCUUGUUGGGAAUAAAUCCGAUUUGGCUCAGUCCAGACAAGUUAGUGAGGAAGAAGGACGAAAUCUUGCAGAGUCAGAAGGUUUGUUUUUCAUGGAAACAUCUGCAUUGGAAAAUUUGAAUGUUGAGGAAGCAUUUUUACGUAUGAUCACAAAAAUUCACGAAAUCACAAGUAAAAAAUAUUUAGAUGCUAAAACAAAUGAAACAGCUAAUCUUCAUGGCGGAAAAGAAAUUAUCACUAUUGACGAAGUGACUGCAACUAAACACUCAAAUAAUUGUUGUUACAACUGAAUAAUCUUUAUUUUACGUGUAUUUUUAUGUAUCAUUAUUAUUUAUCUUAAAUUUGUGUUUUUUACCUUCAAAAUUUCCUUGCUUCCUCUUCAAUCUAUUGAAGUUGGAUUGUACCUGAAACUUGAAUGCGUCAGAAUUUGUUUAUCCAUAUGAUGAGUUGGGAAUCCAUAUUCUGGCUUUUAACAUUAUGUCAAUUUUAAAAAAUAUUGUAAUAAUUCCAUUGAUUAAUCACUCUACUGUUGUAGUAUUUUUUUUUUCUAACCAAGUUAAUUGUUUCAAUGUAAUAUCUAUCGUCAGGACAAAUAAACUGAUUUCUGUAUGAUACUUAGAUCAAUUUAUUGAAGUAUAGUUGUCCUCUAA
Durio zibethinus is the source of this 1115-nucleotide messenger RNA. Its product is annotated as ras-related protein RABA6a-like. Gene Ontology annotation, molecular function: GTP binding; GTPase activity. Lineage: Eukaryota; Viridiplantae; Streptophyta; Magnoliopsida; Malvales; Malvaceae. The record is from RefSeq and is a predicted model, not a curated record.